Molecule: messenger RNA, 2136 nt
Organism: Ipomoea triloba (trilobed morning glory)
Lineage: Eukaryota; Viridiplantae; Streptophyta; Magnoliopsida; Solanales; Convolvulaceae
Product: leucine-rich repeat extensin-like protein 2
Exons: 2
Coding region: 271-2016 (581 amino acids)
Molecular function (GO): protein binding
Source: RefSeq, a predicted model, not a curated record
AAAUUGAGCCCAAAGUCAAUUCACUUUGAGCCUUGCACGUCUGUCUGUAUAGCUCUUGGAUUCUCUAUUUAUCCCUUUUUCAUUUGGCCUUCUUUCAAGUCAAGAGCAUCUUCUGCAGGGAGGCUGCAUUAACUCCUCUUCCAACUACUUCAAUAGCUAACUCGGGCAGCAGAAUUGAAGUAGUGCAUGCCCGCAGUGAAAGAAAUUAGCAAGCUAAGCUAGGUUUGGUUUGGUUUGGUUUUCUCAUCAUCAUCAUCAUCAUCUUGAAGAAUGAAGAUGCGGCAGCGCCGCUCUCCUCGCCUCUUCUUCGUAUUCGUGUACGUGACGUUGUUCCUGGGCCUCCAGAUCUGUGCCAGCGACGAUGCUGAUGACGACAUUGUAAAUGCGGCCAAGAGACUCAACUUCGAGAACCAGAGUCUCCGGGACGCCUACAUUGCGCUCCAAUCAUGGAAGGCAGUCAUGCUCUCCGACCCCUUAAACUUCACGCUUAAUUGGGUCGGACCGGACGUGUGCUCUUAUACCGGAGUAUACUGCGCCCCUUUGCCCACUUCCAAGGCUUCUGUGAAAGUGGUGGCGGGUAUCGACCUCAACCAUGCAGACAUUGCGGGGCAUCUCGUCCCUCAACUCGGCCUUCUCUCUCAUCUCGCCCUCUUCCACCUCAACUCCAAUCGCUUUUGCGGUGUGGUCCCCCGGAGCUUCAAAAACAUGACUCUCCUUCGGGAGCUGGAUCUCAGUAACAAUCGCUUUGCAGGCGGAUUCCCUAGGGCCGUGCUUUCAAUGCCUUCUCUCAAGUUUUUAGACCUCCGUUUCAAUGAGUUUGAGGGCCCCGUGCCCUCCAAGCUCUUCGACAAGGACCUGGACGCUUUAUUCCUCAACGACAACCGAUUCCGUUUCGGAAUCCCUGAGAAUCUGGGCAACUCCCCGGUUUCCGUCCUGGUUUUCGCCAAUAACGAUCUAGGGGGGUGUAUUCCGGCCAGUAUUGCCAAAAUGGGGAAAACAUUGAACCAACUCAUUCUGUUGAAUGACAAUCUCACAGGAUGCUUGCCUCCUCAGAUCGGAAUGCUGAAGAAGUUGACGGUGUUUGAUGUGGGGUUCAACAAGAUUCAGGGGCCGCUACCGUCUUCCGUUGGGAGCAUGAGGAGUUUGGAGCAACUGAAUGUUGCUCACAACCGCCUCACCGGCGUGAUUCCAGCCAGCGUGUGCCAACUUCCUCGGCUGCAAAACUUCACCUAUUCCUUCAACUACUUCACUGGAGAGGCUCCGGCGUGUGUGGGCAGAGAUGGUCGGGAGAAUUGUAUUCCGGGGAAGAAGGGUCAAAGAUCUGCAAGGGAAUGCUCGUCGGGUGAUGCUAAACCUUUUGAUUGCCGUAAAUCCUCCAAGUGUGGCGGAAGCAACAACUUCGCUUCCUCACCAAAAAGUAAAACCAAGUCAAAGAGAAGAGCGAGGCCGAGUCCUCCUUCAAAAUCCUCACCGGCACACCCUCCACCGCCUUCCAAAUCUUCAUCUUCAUCACACACUAGAUCACACCCUUCUCCACCUCUGCUGUCGUCUCCGCCACCACCCACCCAAAAAGUUCACUUUCCACCACCACCACCCACCCAAAACACUCACCAAGCACCACCGCCGCCUCCAAAUGACUAUGUUAAAUUUCCCCCACCUGAACAUAGCUCCAUAACUCCACCUCCAUCAAGUUAUCACAGUAGUUACACUUCACCACCGCCGCCGCCGCACUCAAAUGAGUAUGUGAAAUCCCCUCCACCUCCACCCGCCACCCAUUACACUUACACUUCUCCACCUCCACCCACUUAUCACACUUACACAUCUCCGCCACCUCCGCCUUCAAAAUCACCUCUAAUUCACCCAUCACAUCCUCUUCCGCUUUCACCGCCGCCUCCAAGUUGCAACGACUCACAAUCUGUUCCACCGCCACCGCCAUUGCAUCAACACAUUCCUCUUCCUCCCGUCAAAGGCGUUCCGUAUGCAUCUCCCCCACCUCCCGUUAUUCCCUACUAUUGAUCCAGAUUUGGCUACAGAGGGAAACAAAAUCUCACUUGACUUUCAACAAGUGGACAAGGAACUAUGACUACACUAAAUUUGUUUGUUCGUUCUUGUUUUAAUUUGGCUUUUUUUUUUUUU